CUUUUGAAGUGCUCUUGAGAUUAAAGUGACAACGGUACUUUGUCAUUUGAACACGUUGCUUACUUGUAUUUUGAACACAUUAUAGCAAAUUUCCAGAAGUUGCAGAUACUUCAAAAUCAGAUAGUUUAAAUUUUAAACUGUUGAUUGCUUAGAAGUCAAUAAUUAUGAUGAGUUUCGGUCCGAUAAAGAUUUUGUCAGCUGUCGUUCUGAUGAGCUUUUGCUGCCACGAAAGCACUAUGACUUCGUUAGAAGGGAAGGUUGAAGCAAAGCCGCAAUGUACUGAAGAAUGCCUCCGCGGAUUUGAGAGAGUAGAGGGUCUGGACCAUUGUUACAAGAUGCUGAUUGAUCUUGGCCCGGUGAGUCAAGACAAGGCAGUAACUGCGUGUGGGUACGAGGGAGGGGCAACACUAGUCACUUUCGACAAUGUGGGCGAUGAUCAAAGGCUGCGGGAACAUUUCUGGGUGAAGUUCCACAACAAUAUCCGUUCAAGCCCGGCGUACCUGGAGCACAGUGGUUUUUGGACUGGCUACGUACGCUUCUUUGGCAAUGUCUCCAACACCUACGUGAACAUGUACUCAGGGGACCCCAUUGAUCCGAGCUUGUUCGAACCUAAACAGCCAGAUGAUCGAAUUGUGGGUUCGAGAGGAGGAGAGGCUUGUGUGUGUAGGAAGGACUACGGCGAGAAGGACUUCAACUGGAAUCAUGUUCAUGGCCUGGAUGACUACACAUGUGCCUUCCCCAACUGGGUUGUUUGCAUGCAGCGCAAUGUUUACAUGCUAAACAGGAAAGCGUGGAACUCUGCUUUGAUGUAUGGGGUGAACUUGCCGGAAGACGGGACCUGUCAGCUGGACUGGGAGAGACAGAACUUCUACCAGCUGCAGAUGAUGAAGGACAAGCGACUGGAAAUGGGAUACCCGGGAGCACAAGAACACGCCGAUCUCUACAUGAAAAUUCUCAACGACGGCGCAAUACAAUCACCGACAUGCCCUCAGUGAGAGCAUGAGUCUCAGAUAUCAACUCCGAAUCUAUUUUGAAUGUAAAUCUUGCUUCUAAUUAUUCUGCAAUCAACAAUGAACUAUUAUUCAAAAGAUGAUAUAUCACUCAUCAUUACUUAAUGGGCUACCACUUGAAAAUGUAGUAAUUGUUGAAUGAAGGGUCUUUAAAAUGAUUUUGUUCCGGACACAACAAAGAGUGUGAAGGAACUAUGGUAGGCACAGGGUGGUG
Molecule: messenger RNA, 1224 nt
Organism: Symsagittifera roscoffensis
Lineage: Eukaryota; Metazoa; Xenacoelomorpha; Acoela; Convolutidae
Exons: 9
Coding region: 165-995 (276 amino acids)
Source: RefSeq, a predicted model, not a curated record